This is a messenger RNA of Leptomonas pyrrhocoris, 3828 nucleotides long. RefSeq lists its product as hypothetical. The transcript has a single exon. Bases 1 to 3828 code for a protein of 1275 amino acids. Lineage: Eukaryota; Euglenozoa; Kinetoplastea; Trypanosomatida; Trypanosomatidae. The record is from RefSeq and is a predicted model, not a curated record.
AUGCGGGCGGUGCCGGCAAGGCCGUCAACGGCGGCAAGGAUCGAGGCCAAGGUAGCGAGCAACAGCUCCGACCCGCACUACCCCGUCCACGAUCCGGAGGAGGCGGCGCCGGAGCAGUCCGCGAAGGACGCCGCCGCCAAUUUCACCUCUUUCGUCGCCCGUGUCGGUCGCAACGGUGCGGCGGCCAACCCGACCGGCCCCUCCUCUGACAGCCCCCACAAAACCGACGAGACGAAGUCGGGGACCAUGGGGUCUACCACGAACUCUGCCGGUCCACCGCCGCCGCCGCCGCCGCCGAAGGGCGAGAGCUACGAUCGGUGGUUCCCCCCGGAGCACGACGCGGGCAUGAAGCUAGGGGCCGGCAAAUACAACGGCGUCGGGGUCCAGUCACCGUCGUCGGACGCGUCCUCCGCAGAGCUGCACAGCCUCGCCUUGACGCCGAGUUACCGUGUGCCCUCCCCUGUCACGUCCACCCCUGCCCCUGCCCCUCCUCCGCAUCGUCCGCCCCGCGGAUACGAUCCGAUGUUGUUCGUGGACGAGGACAGCGCUGCGCCAGAGACGGCCAGCUCCGUCUUCGCCACGCCGCGGGAGCUGCGCGGCGGGGGCAGCGUGGCCAGCUUCGCCAGCUUCGCCGACAACGUCUCCCUCGUCAGCCACGGCAGCAUGAUGAGUCAGCACCCCCACGGUUACGACUACUACAACAGUAGCAACGCCGGUGGUCACGACGGGUCGCCAAUGCCGUCCCUGACGCACCGGCAGAGCAUUGGAUCGUCUUCGCUGACGUCCGGCGUGGCCGCCGCGCCGCCCCCAGCUCGUCCGACCAAGACGACGAUGACGGUGACAAACGUCCGCACCAAUCGGCAGAUGCCAGCGGGGAGCAGCGUCGGGCCGACGUCGCCGUUUUCGCGGCGGGGUUCGCGUGCGGAUUCAGAUCUCUUUCAGAGCUGUCGCAGCCUCGGCUCGCAGGUGAGCAGCAGCCUCACCUACCCUGCCCCCACCCCCGGCGGGGACCUCGACGACGGCGGCGGCUUCUACAGCUGUCGCAGCCUCGGCACGGCGAGUCAGCAGUCCGGCGUGUCCUCGCUGAUGGCGCCGAGUGGAGCUAGCACCACCGUCAGCACGUUUGCCUCGCCCAUUCACAUCCGUAAGCCGCCCUCCUCCUCGUCCCUCUACGCCAUGAGCCACCACAGCUCGAACAGCCUCUCCAACCUGCGAGAUGUGUCGUCGCUGCCUCCGCACUCGCCCCGCGGGUCGCCGAUGGGCUACCACGGCAACACCCCCAGUGCGCAGCAGGAGUUUCUGCACUACCAGGCAAGCCGGCAGUCCGAGUCGGGGGAUGUGCCGGCCUCGGAGUCCUUCUCCGUUGGCGGGGCGACGCCAGGGGACGUGUUUCUGGACCUGUCCUCUGCGGCCGAAAGGACUUCGGUGUACACCUACGAUGACGAUCGAGAUUUGCAGCUGACUCUCAACGAACGUGGCCACGGCAGCGCCGUGAACUCCGCGGCGAAAGGGCAGGCACCUGCCUCACCCACCUCGCACUACUCGUCUUCUUCCUCCUCCGUCACCGCCGCGUCGUCGUCGCCGCAGAACACGCGGACGACGGCGGCACCGGAUUGCGGUGGUGGCGUCCCGGCUUCGAUGGGAUCACUUAGUACGAGCUCCAUCUCCUCCGCCUGGCUGGCGCCGCCGGCGGUGCUGACCGAGACCAAGCUGCCCACUGACCGACAGCGGCAACCGACGGCGUCCCGCGCGGGCGGCAGCAACAGCAGCAGCGGGACCGCGCGGCGAAAUGAAAAGGCAGCCAAGAAGAACAGCCUCGGCAGCAGCAGCAGCAAGAAGAAAGCGGUGCCGUCGAAGCAGUAUUACACCAAGGCGGACUUCCCACCCAACCCACGCUCUUCGCUACCACAGGCAAGGACAGUCACCGCUCCUCCUCCAGCUGCUGCUGCUGCUGCUCCGAAAUCCCCCUGUGCGCCACGGAAAACAGAGAACAUUUCCGUGCCUCUUCCAGUGGAGACGGUGGUGAUGAUGGAGUCCACCUACGUCUCCCUCUCCUCGCCCAGCGAGACGAGUACGCGCAAAUCCGGCGCCACACGGCCCACACUGAAGUACCCGGGCGGCGGGGACCGGGAGAUCGACGGCGAUGAGCAAGGCGACGCACUGCGCUCACGCGCGCUGUUGAACACGCAAGCCCCUUCGCCAGAGGAGAAGGCACCAUCGCUGUCACCACCACAGCAGCCACAGCAGCAGCACCUCCUGCCGACCUCCUCGACGCCGCCAACGGAGAGCAGCAACCAUUCCUUCUCUACCGUGGCCUCAUCGUACCGCCGAGGAGAGCAGGAGUGGGAGCAGAAGGGUGUGGCUGAAGGUGGCACCCUUGUCCCGGCGCCGACGCGUCGACGCAGUUCGAAACCGAAAGGGCCGCCGAAGGGGAGCGUCAAGCUGCGCUCCUCCCUGCCGGGUAAGAAGGUUCUGGCCGACACGGCGAACCUGGCGCCCCUCACGACGAACCCCAACCCAUGGGUGCCAGGCGGCCGGAGGAGCAGCACCGACUCCGCCCACGCUGACCCCUUUGUGCUGGACGCAGACAACCACCCACACCCUCGCGCGCACUCGACCACGGCCCCAUCUGCUUCUGCGACGACGCCACGCACGGGCGGCAGCAACCGCGGGCCCGCGGCACGUCGCAGCGCCGCACCCCCCAACGCCGGGGUGGUGGCUGGUCGACCCCCCGCCGCCGCCUCUGCGGCACCGGCGACGACGCAGCGAAGAACUCAACGGGAGAUGCCGCAUCGACCGCGUGCGACGACGGAGGCGACGUCGGGGCCAUCCUUGCAGAUGACCCCCUCCCCCACCACAAAGUCGGCGGUAAAGCCGACGGCGAAGCUAGCGGCGGCGGCGAAGGCGCGCAGAAUGAAGAAGGCAGCAGAGGCCGCCGCGACAGCCAGCAAGUCGUCGUCUCAUCCCACCACGAACACCACCGGCGCAGCGGAUCUGCCGUCGCCACCGGCGCCACCGGCGCUAACGACACCAGCAGCGGCCCACGCAAGCGACACCGGCGACUCCGUCGUCGAGUACGAGCUCUUCACGGGCGAGCUGGCGGACUCCGAGGCGGACAGCAGGGACUCUGCCGCUGCUCCACGUGGAGCGCAGACGCAGCAGCAGCAGCAACAGCCGUUCCUCCCGAGCAGCCACGACUUAUCCACGCUGCGCAACUCACCCAAGACGCGCGCCGGUCACCGCCAGCGCGCGGGCUUUCACGCAUCGCCGGACAGCGCGUCGAGCGUGCUGACCUCUGCGGAGGCGAGCGGCUUUAUGCAACCGUACACGGAUGCGCAGCUGACCGCACACAUGAACAGCGGCGAUGCAGACUUGACGAACGGCGCGUGGACGGCUGCCGCUGCGGCGACCGCCACCACCACAGCAUCAACGACAGCAACAACAGCAGCCGCAACGGACGACGGCAGCGCCGUGAUGCGGGCUGAGAUGGCAAAUGCACGUUCGGUACAAGAGGAGACGAACGAUGAAGGCUACGAUGCCGACUCCGGCCUGGCCGCGAUGCAUGACGCUGCAAUGCCGCCGCCGCCGCCGCGGUCUGUGUCGGCGACGUCGAACGACGACCCUACCGUGUUGGGUGGCACCGAUCGUGCCACAGCGGCGGCGGCGAAGGAAACCGCACCGCGGGCCAACGGUGUCAUGUCGCCAAGUUCUGCCGCGUCCACAGGGAAGGAAAGGGACUCUGCUAGUGUGAAUGCGGUGGUCCUGUCGAGUAGCUCUUCCGCGUCGGAGACGGCAUCGCCCACGGGCUCUCCGGUCGUUGUUGGAUGA